Messenger RNA from Bubalus bubalis (water buffalo), 4281 nucleotides. RefSeq names its product ectonucleoside triphosphate diphosphohydrolase 7 (gene ENTPD7). Lineage: Eukaryota; Metazoa; Chordata; Mammalia; Artiodactyla; Bovidae. Gene Ontology annotation, molecular function: nucleoside diphosphate phosphatase activity. The record is from RefSeq and is a predicted model, not a curated record. The coding region runs from base 245 to 2059 and encodes 604 amino acids. Gene Ontology annotation, cellular component: membrane. The transcript has 13 exons. Gene Ontology annotation, biological process: nucleoside diphosphate catabolic process.
CCCUCUCCUCGGGUCCCCUGUCAGUCAUUGGCUCUCUGCGGUUUCCUUGGGGACGUGGCGCCGCCGGCUGCCCGGGCCUCCUUCCGGCUUGUUUAGAAGCUGCUGGGAGCGCUACUGGACCUAGAAGAACGGUGCUGAGGGAGCCGGCUGGCCGUUUGACCGGAGAUGCCGAGGACGAGGAGACUACCUUUCCAAGGCAAAAGGAAAAGGAGGUGACAGGCAUUGAGACCACUGAAGGGAACCCAUGGCUAGGAUCAGUUUUUCCUUCCUCUGCCCAGCCUCCUGGUACUUCACUGUGCCCACAGUGAGCCCAUUUUCCCGGCAGCGGGUGGCAUUCCUAGGACUCUUCUUCAUAUCCUGUCUCCUUUUACUUAUGUUAAUCAUGGACUUUCGACAUUGGGGUGCUUCAUCACCACGAGAUAGGCAAUAUGAAAGGUAUUUGGCUCGAGUAGGAGAUCUUGAAGCUACUGACACUGAAGACCCAGAUCUGAAUUAUGGGCUUGUUGUGGACUGUGGCAGCAGUGGCUCUCGGAUUUUUGUUUAUUUCUGGCCAAGACAUAAUGGGAAUCCUCAUGACUUAUUGGACAUCAAACAGAUGAGAGACCGAAACAGCCAACCAGUGGUUAAAAAAAUCAAGCCAGGAAUCUCUGCAAUGGCAGACACUCCAGAACAUGCCAGCGAUUACCUUCGUCCUCUGCUGAGCUUUGCUGCUGCUCAUGUGCCUGUGAAGAAGCACAAGGAGACCCCCCUUUACAUCCUCUGCACGGCAGGCAUGAGGCUUCUUCCCGAGAGGAAGCAGUUGGCUAUCUUGGCUGAUCUAGUGAAAGAUUUACCUCUGGAGUUUGACUUCCUCUUUUCUCAGUCUCAGGCAGAAGUGAUCUCUGGAAAGCAAGAAGGGGUUUAUGCAUGGAUUGGAAUCAACUUUGUUUUGGGAAGAUUCGACCAUGAAGAUGAAGCUGAUGCUGAGGCUCCCCAGGAAUUGGUGACAGGACGCAGAAGGACAGUAGGGAUACUGGAUAUGGGAGGAGCCUCUCUCCAAAUUGCUUAUGAAGUUCCUACCUCAACUUCUGUCCUUUCUCCACAAGAGGAAGAAGCUGCCAAGAUCUUGCUGGCUGAGUUCAACCUGGGCUGUGAUGUGCAACACACUGAACACGUGUAUAGGGUUUACGUCACAACCUUUCUGGGUUUUGGGGGGAACUUUGCCCGGCAGCGCUAUGAAGAUCUUGUAUUGAAUGAAACUCUUAACAAGAACAGGUUGCUAGGCCACAAGACAGGUCUGAGUCCUGACAAUCCUUUUCUGGAUCCCUGCCUGCCUGUGGGACUCACAGAUGUGGUGGAAAGGAACAGUCAGGUCCUGCAUGUCCGAGGACGAGGGGACUGGGCGGCUUGUGGGGCCAUGCUGAGCCCCCUGCUGGCUCGCUCCAACACCAGCCAGGCCUCACUGAACGGCAUCUACCAGUCACCCAUUGACUUCAACAACAGCGAGUUCUAUGGUUUCUCCGAGUUCUUUUACUGUACAGAGGAUGUGUUGCGCAUCGGUGGCCGCUACCAUGGGCCAACAUUUGCCAAGGCUGCUCAGGAUUACUGUGGCAUGGCUUGGUCAGUACUCACUCAGAGAUUCAAGAAUGGCCUCUUUUCAUCACAUGCAGAUGAGCAUCGACUCAAAUAUCAGUGUUUUAAGUCAGCCUGGAUGUACCAAGUUCUUCAUGAAGGAUUCCAUUUUCCCUAUGACUAUCCAAAUCUGCAGACAGCACAGCUGGUCUAUGACCGAGAGGUUCAGUGGACGCUGGGAGCCAUUCUGUAUAAAACACGCUUCUUACCACUCAGGGAUCUACGGCAGGAAGGUGUCCGACAGGCCCAUGGUAACUGGUUCCGUCUCUCCUUCGUCUACAACCACUAUCUCUUCUUCGCCUGUAUCCUGGUGGUGCUACUGGCCAUCAUCCUGUACCUUCUGCGGCUACGUCGGAUUCACCACCGACAAACUCGAGCCUCAGCCCCAUUGAACUUGCUGUGGAUCGAGGAGGUGGUACCCAUGAUUGGGGUACAAGUCGGGCCAUGAGGCUGGGCAGGUUCAAGGAAAGUUCAAAUACCCCAGAAUUGCUGCCCAUUGAAUUCCACCACUUUCUGGUACUGGCCUCAGAUGCUGCUUUGCCUGACUUUGUAGAUAUUUGGCCUUGGAAUUUCUACUUCAAUAUCUACUUUAAUUCCUUCUCAAUAUCCAGGUCCUCUUCUCUGAAGAGAAGCUGUAAUUUAGCCUGUGAAGAACUAAAUGAGAGACUGGUGCUAACAAAGGGGACCAACUUUAGUCCAAUUGAAGCAUGCUUCUGCUUCUUUAUCUGAGAGAUCUGGUGUGCUCCUGGGAUCGAGACUUUUCUCCCCUUGCUUUAAGCAUGAAGUUCAGCACUGGGCAUGCUGAAAGCCUAGCUGAAACCAAACUUGGGGCAUCUGAUUCAAAGCCGAAGACGUUCUACCAAGUGCAGCAGCCCCUUCUUUCUCUGUAACAGAGAUAUCAUUUAUGUGGAGAUCCACAGCCUUUAAUAGGCCUCCAAGAUUUUUGCAGAUCAGCAGAACAGAUAAGAAUUUCCAGGCAACCAAAAUAACACAACUUCUUUGCUUACUCGACAAAGAAGCCACUGUGAAUGUGGCUCAAGAUCCCUGACAUCCUGUUGCUGAUAUUAGUUAGAUUUUAAAAGGUUAGAACCCUUCCUAAAUGAAUGGUCCAGUGAAGAUUUUAACAAUAUAUUUUAUGAUGCCUCAUAUGACCAGAAUUGAAAAUUUUUCCAUGUCUCUGUGGCUCCGAGGCUGUUUGGGCAUUAAUUUUUCUUUUGAGCCUUAAGGGUGCUUGUAGGGAUGGAGAAACUGGGAUGGGGAUUGGGGACCUGGAUUUGUCUGGUCACUGUCCUCUUGGCUUGUUUUUACAAGUCCUUACGUGGGAAGAUUCAAGAGUUCUUUUAUUUCACUGCUAAGAUCAAUAUGUAGUUUGGGAAGGGAUGCAUCUGGUUUGUUUUUAAAGAAGGAAAGAACAGUAUCAGGAUAGCGGGCCAAGGCAAUAAAAUCCAAGCUCUUAUUUAUUAAUGUUUUUCUGAGAAAUAGUAGUUUUCUCAGUUGGGCUCUUGGAAUAUUUGAAAAGAAGCAAAUCACAAACUUUGGAAUAGACAGAUAAAUCUGUUAAUAAUCCACCUGGCAACUUUCAGAAUAUUUCCUAAGAGAUUUCUCAGUCAUAAACAGCAUUUCCAUUAAUGGGGACAGGGGAAAAGCCAUAGUAAUUACAUUUUUAUCCACUACCCUUCAGGAUCUUUGCUUCCUCUCUGCAUUUAGCCUUUAAAUUGCACAAGGAUUUCUUUUUCAUCCCCCAUGGAACCUUCUUUAAUCUUUCCUCUAUGUAGCCUUAAAUGUCCUGCUUAAGAAUAUGCUCCCAGAGUUAAAAGAGUUUUCUUUCUUUGUCAGCUUUGAGUUCUAGGAUUACAAGAGUAAGGGAAAAGUCCUUGCCUUUAAAGGAAAAAAAGUGGAAUUCUUAAAAAAUAAAUUUCAUACUGAGAGUAGAAAGGAGUUAAGUGCUUCAUAAAACCAAGAAAAAUAAAUCCAGAUCCUCCUGGAAAUAAACUGAGAUGAAAGUAAGUAUACUUAAAGUAGGUGAAAAGAUGAUGAGUCUUGAAUCGUUUUCAAAUUAGAUAAAAAUGGAUCCAGCAGAGUCUUACAGGUUCCUUUGGAAGAACUUUUAACUUUUCAUUAGGGCUUAUGUCUCAGCAGUUUAAUUUUUAAGAUUUCUAAGUUGCCUUGAUUUUCUUUGACUUCUUAUCUUUGUGUCUGUACUGUGAGCGAGCCCUUGCCUAUGAAUGCUGCUUAUAAAUAACAUCAUAGUAUGUUUUUGCUAGCCAUUGCCUACUCAGGUAACUCUUUUCCCUCACCUUUGUUUCCAAAUACCAUUUUUGGUUUUCUUAUUUUCUUGUGUGAUCUACUCAAUGAUCUUCUCCAAAGCUACCUAGCUAGCUGGCUAAGAGUGAUCACAUUUGUGUGCUCAGAAUGAAAUUGAAGCAUGGAGGAGGCAGUGAUCAGUCCAAUUUGAAAGCUCUUAUUAAGUUAUUCUUCAUCCUCGUUAUGAUGAUAAUAACUACCAUUUGCAAAGCACUGAUUGUGUACCAGACACUCCAUUAAUAAUUUUAUGUAUGUUAUUUUAAUCAUCAUGACAACCUUUCAGAUUGGUAUUGUUCUUUUUAUAAUUGAGAAACUCAGGAUACUUGUUUAUCAUUUUUUCCAUAUAAAUGUAUUUCUUAUUCUUAA